UUCCCUUCUCUGGAGCGGAAGCAGCCGCUCCAGAGGAGAGUGUCUCUGUAUUUACUCUCGCUAAUGGAUCCCGUGAGAUUUCUCAGUUCCAACAAUGGCGCAGAGAGCUCCUCCCUCUCCUCUUAUCUGUCCUUCCCCGUGAGAGGAGAAGAGCCAGAGCCUUCCCUCCCUCACGGGAAAUGCCUCUCCUUUUCAAACCCCUACGCUGCAGCUGCUCUUUCAAAUACCCUGCAGCGUCAGCUCUUCUCCGGUACUCGAUACAGUUUGGCAUUGACGUCCAUGGAUUCCAUUGUCUUCUUCUUCUUCGUCUUCUCUUUCUUCCUUUGGGCUCAUUGCCAUGGCUCCCAAACUUACAUUGUCCAGCUCCACCCACAUCACCUGGGCAGCGUCCAGAGCAAGCACCAUUGGCACUUGUCCUUUUUGGAGAAAACUGUGCUCCCGGAGGAGGAAGAUGAUGUGUCUUCUCGGCUUCUAUACUCGUAUCACGCCGCCCUCGAAGGGUUCGCAGCGCAGCUCACCGAUGACGAAGCGGUGGCCUUGAGGGGUUUGCCUGGAGUCGUCUCUGUUCGCCCCGAUCGCCGCCUCGAGCUGCACACGACCUACUCGUACAGAUUUUUAGGGUUGAACUUCGCCGCCGGCGGUGCCUGGUCGAGGUCCGGGUUUGGCCAAGGCACCAUUGUUGGGGUGCUUGACACCGGAGUGUGGCCGGAGAGCCCGAGCUUCCGCGACGACGGAAUGCCGCCGGUGCCUGCACGGUGGAAGGGCCGAUGUGAAGUGGGGCAGCAGUUCAACGCUUCUAACUGCAAUCGGAAGCUCAUCGGAGCGCGGUUCUACGCUAAGGGCCACCGGAUCAACUACCCAGACCAAAAGUCGGUUGCGGCGGGCGUGUCGUUGCUGGAGUACGUGUCGCCGCGGGAUGCGCAUGGGCAUGGCACGCACACGCUGUCCACGGCGGCCGGCGGGGAGGUGGCGGGGGCAAGCGUGCUCGGGGUGGCGGCGGGCGAUGCGCACGGGAUGGCGCCUCGCGCCCACGUGGCGGCCUACAAGGUCUGCUGGUUCAACGGGUGCUACAGCUCCGACAUACUCGCCGGCAUGGACGAUGCCAUCAGGGACGGCGUCGAUGUUCUUUCACUCUCCCUCGGCGGCUUCCCGAUCCCGCUCUUCGAGGACAGCAUCGCCAUCGGCAGCUUCCGCGCCACCGAGAGGGGCGUCGUCGUGGUCGCCGCAGGUGGGAACAACGGCCCCGUGGCGAGCUCCGUCUCCAACGAGGCGCCCUGGAUUACCACGGUGGGCGCGAGCACUCUCGACCGGCGGUUUCCUGCUUUUGUCCGCUUGGGGAACGGCAAAAUGCUCUACGGCGAGUCCAUGUUCACGGGAAACCAUUUUUCGAAAAGUGGCGGGAAGGAGCUGGAGCUCGUCUACGAGUACGGCGGGCAAACAGGGGCGGAGUUCUGCCUCAGGGGAUCUCUCUCGAAGGAAAAAGUUCAGGGGAAGAUGGUGGUCUGCGAUCGCGGCGUCAACGGCCGGGCCGAGAAGGGCGAGGCAGUGAAAGAAGCCGGCGGGGCUGCCAUGGUUCUUGCCAAUUCUGAGAUAAACCAGCAAGAAGACUCCGUCGACGUCCACGUGCUUCCGGCGACCUUAAUCGGCUACAAAGAGUCCACGAUUCUCAAGGCUUACAUGAAGUUCACGCACCGGCCGGUGGCUAAGCUGGUCUACGGCGGAACGAGGAUACGGCCGUCGCGGGCACCAGCAGUGGCGCUCUUCUCUUCGCGGGGGCCGAGCCUGACGAACCCCACCAUCCUCAAGCCGGACCUCAUCGCUCCGGGAGUCAACAUCAUCGCGGCAUGGCCGAGCAACAUCGGGCCGUCCGGUCUACGUGAAGACAGGCGGCGGUCCAACUUCACCGUGCUGUCAGGGACGUCGAUGGCGUGCCCGCACGUGGGUGGCAUCGCCGCGCUGGUACGGGCGACGCACCCAACGUGGACUCCGGCGUCCGUUCGAUCGGCGAUGAUGACUACCGCUGACGUGGUGGACCACCUCGGGAAGCCCAUCAUGGACCUGGACGGGAAGGCGACCGUGUUCGCCAUGGGCGCCGGCCACGUCAACCCGGCGCGCGCCGUCGACCCGGGCCUGAUCUACGACAUCGAACCAGACGACUACAUCGCCCACCUCUGCUCGAUCGGCUACAACCAGAACCAGGUGUUCGCGAUCACGCAUAGGAACGUGAGCUGCGGCGAGCUCCUACGCUGGCGCAAGCACUUCAGCCUCAACUACCCCUCGAUCGCUGUUUCUUUCAAAGAAGGGAGGAGGUUGCUGAUGGUGCAGAGGAGGGUCACCAACGUCGGCCUCCCGAACUCGAGGUACACUGUGCAAGUUGCGCCGCCGGCCGGGGUGGCCGUGAGAGUGGCACCGGCGACUUUGACAUUUAAUGAGAUCAAUGAGAGCAAGAGCUACACUAUCUUGAUGGAGUCCAUGAAAAAUGAGCGAGGAAGGCAUGCAGAAGGGCAGCUGGUAUGGAUCCAUGCAAAUUACAAAGUAAGAAGCCCAAUUUCCGUAACUUGGGAAGCAUGAAGAAGAAGAAGAAGACGAAGAAGAAGAAGAAGAAGAAAAUUUGAUAGAUUUUACUGCUUUAUAUUGAAUUCGAUUCCACUUCUUUAUUUCUGUAUAAAGAAGAAAAAUUGCACGUGUAGGCCUGUGGCAACAGCCAUAGAUUGCCAAAGAGCCAUCUUAAAUCAAUCAUUUACAUCUUAAAUUUCCCUGA
Zingiber officinale is the source of this 2761-nucleotide messenger RNA. Its product is annotated as subtilisin-like protease SBT1.2. Gene Ontology annotation, molecular function: serine-type endopeptidase activity. The record is from RefSeq and is a predicted model, not a curated record. NCBI's taxonomy places the organism in Eukaryota, Viridiplantae, Streptophyta, Magnoliopsida, Zingiberales, Zingiberaceae. Bases 64 to 2571 code for a protein of 835 amino acids. The transcript has a single exon. Gene Ontology annotation, biological process: proteolysis.